AUGACGGACGCUACGGUCGCGGCGGGAGUGACGGCGAUCGUCGACCCGCUGCUUCGCGCCGUCGUUUGCGCCCCCGUCGACCCCGCGCACUACCCGCUACUGCAGCCCGCCACCCGCGCGAUUUCCGCUACUGCAGCCCGUCGCCCGUCCCGUCGCACUGCCGCCCGUCGCCAGAUCCCCGCCACCCGUACGCACUCCACUGCCCGUCGCCAGGUCCCCGCCCGCCCUCCCGCCGACUUCGCAACUGCUGUGAAGGGAGUGGCGGGGGUGGCGAGAGUGGUGGGAGUGGCGGGAGAAGCUGCUGCUACGCCAUUGCACGCGCCAAAUCCAUCAUCCGCCUCCUCCUCCUCUCAUCCCUUGCCCCGUGCCCAUGCCCGUGCUGUCCGCUCGUGUUUCACGUGUCCUUGCUGUCCGUACCCGGUUGUGCCCCGCCAGUCUCACCCGUGCUGUCCGUACCCGGUUGUGCCCCGCCAGUCUCACCCGUGCUGUCCGUACCCGGUGCCCCCCGUGUUCCCGUGCUGCCCCCCGUGUUCCCGUGCUGCCCCCCGUGUUCCCGUGCUGCCCCCCGUGUUCCCGUGCUGCCCCCCGUGUUCCCGUGCUGCCCUCCCGUGUUCCCGUGCUGCCCCCCGUGUUCCCGUGCUGCCCCUCGUGUUCCCGUGCUGCCCCGCUCUCCCCGUGCUGCCCCUCGUGUUCCCGUGCUGCCCCGCUCUCCCCGUGCUGCCCCGUUCUGCCUGUGUUGUGCCCGUUCCCGUGCCGUGUUGCCCCAUUCAGCCCUUGUCCUGCCCCGUUCUUCCUGUGCAGCCCCGUUGUCCCCGUGUUGCCCCGUUCUGCCCGUGUUGCCCCGUUCAGCCCGUGUCCUGCCCCGUUCAGCCCGCGUUUUGCCCUGUUCUGCCCGUGUUGCCCCGUUCAGCCCGUGUCCUGCCCCGUUCUGCCCGUGUUGCCCCAUUCAGCCUGUGUCCUGGCCCGUUCUGCUGCCCGUGUUGCCCCGUUCAGCCCGUGUCCUGCCCCGCUCUGCCCGUGUUGCCCCGUUCUGCCCGUGUUGCCCCGUUCAGCCCGUGUCUUGCCCCGUUCAGCCCGUGUCCUGCCCCGUUCUGCCCGUGUUGCCCCGUUCAGCCCGUGUUGCCCCGUUCUGCCCGUGUUGCCCCGUUCAGCCCGUGUCCUGCCCCGUUCAGCCCGUGUUAUGCCCUGUUCUGCCCGUGUUGCCCCGUUCAGCCCGUGUCUGCCCCGUUCAGCCCGUGUUGCCCUGUUCUGCCCUUGCUGCCCCGCUCUGCCCGUUUGUGCCCUACCCGUGCUGUCCGUACUCGUUGGUGCCCCACCCGUGCUGUCAGUUCUCGCUCAUGCCCCACCCGGUCUGUGCUGCCCGGUCUCGUGCUGCUCGUCACCCCCGUGCGGCCCGUCCAGUACAGCACCUAG
Molecule: messenger RNA, 1413 nt
Organism: Closterium sp. Naga37s-1
Lineage: Eukaryota; Viridiplantae; Streptophyta; Zygnematophyceae; Desmidiales; Closteriaceae
Source: the annotation of a GenBank genome assembly